Sitophilus oryzae (rice weevil) is the source of this 1409-nucleotide messenger RNA. RefSeq names its product carboxypeptidase B-like. Gene Ontology annotation, molecular function: zinc ion binding; metallocarboxypeptidase activity. Gene Ontology annotation, biological process: proteolysis. NCBI's taxonomy places the organism in Eukaryota, Metazoa, Arthropoda, Insecta, Coleoptera, Curculionidae. The transcript has 8 exons. The record is from RefSeq and is a predicted model, not a curated record. Bases 85 to 1356 code for a protein of 423 amino acids.
AUUCAUAGCUUCCUACUCGAUAAAAUAUUUUAUAAAAGUAUCGUUUUUAUAAUUAAUUAGUACUACAAUCGACUGCGUCUCAAGAUGUCAAAACUAUAUAAUGUACUAUUAGUUUUGUGUCUAGCCUGUGGAACUUUAGGGGAGAAUAACUAUGAGGGAUACAAGUUGUAUCAAAUUACGCCAAAAACAGAAGAUCAAGUGGAAUUCCUUCACCAAUUAGACUCCAACGGCCAUUUUGACUUCCUGAGACACAGUCGUCUGUUAGGAGACAAUAGCGAGGUCAUAGUUGCGCCGGAAAUCCAAGAUUUUUUCGAAAAUACCCUGAUAAACUUUACCGCUUCCGGUUUGGAGUAUAAAAUAACUGUAGAAAAUGUUAGAGAAGCAUUGGAGACAGAAACAGCACCAAACAGUACGAAUCAUUACCAAGCAUCCAGCUCACUCUUUACAGAGUUUGUAUCACACGCAGUGAUGAACGAAUAUUUGCUUACUUUGGAACGCUUAUAUCCUCAUAUUGUCCAAGUGGAAUCCAUAGGCAGAACUUUCGAAGGCAGAGAUCUACUCUUAAUAAAAAUAGGAGCCAAUCCCAACAAUCCCACCAUACUGGUAGACGCGGGCAUCCACGCCAGAGAAUGGAUAGCGCCACCAGUGGCAUUAUACAUCAUUAACCAGCUAGUGGAGAACCCGGCCAACUACCGACUCUACCAGAACGUUAAUUGGAAUAUAAUUCCCAGCCUAAAUCCGGACGGAUACGAAUUCUCCCGGUCCUCCACAUGGAACAGGCUAUGGAGAAAAACACGUCAACCUAACCAAUCGAGCACCUGCAUCGGAACAGACCCAAACCGUAACUUUGAAUAUUACUGGAUGUUUGCUGGGGCCAGUGCUGACCCCUGUGACGAGAUAUAUGCUGGUCCACAACCAUUUUCCGAGCCAGAAACAGCAGCACUCGCAACAUACGCUCUCAGAAACAGAGAUCAGAUCAAGUUGUACAUCAGUUUUCAUAGUUAUGGAAAUAUGAUACUAUAUCCAUGGGGAUACACUAACGAUCUGCCAGAUAACGCUGAGGAACUCCAGUGGCUUGGUGAAUUAGCAGGCUUGGCAAUUGGUAGAGUUAGUACCCUCAAUUCUCGUUACGUAGUUGGUAGUUCCACAAACGUUCUCUAUGCAGCAGCUGGUGGAAGUGACGAUUGGGUCAAAGGAGUAACGGGUGUUGGUUUGGCUUACACCAUCGAACUUCCAGCAGGAGGUCUUUUUGGAUUCAAUCCACCAGCAACUAGCAUUCUGCCCAUUGUGCAAGAGACGUUUGAAGGCAUUACAAUAUUCCAUGCAUAUGUAGAAGCAGCAUAUAGCAAAAAUUAAAACACAAUUGUUUUUUUUCCUCAAUCUAAAUAAAUAUUAUAUUUAUACUAAUA